Ostreococcus lucimarinus CCE9901 is the source of this 1323-nucleotide messenger RNA. RefSeq lists its product with no specific name. Gene Ontology annotation, cellular component: membrane. The coding region runs from base 1 to 1323 and encodes 440 amino acids. Gene Ontology annotation, molecular function: beta-1,4-mannosylglycoprotein 4-beta-N-acetylglucosaminyltransferase activity. NCBI's taxonomy places the organism in Eukaryota, Viridiplantae, Chlorophyta, Mamiellophyceae, Mamiellales, Bathycoccaceae. The record is from RefSeq and is a predicted model, not a curated record. The transcript has a single exon. Gene Ontology annotation, biological process: protein N-linked glycosylation; N-acetylglucosamine metabolic process.
AUGAGACAGCUGCGCGCGUUUCAGAUCGUCGCUUUCGUCGUCGUCACGCUGACUUACGCGUACGUGCACCUCUACGUCGAUUUCGACUUUCCACGAGAGUUGGUUCGCAUCACAGGAGUCACGGUGAACGGCACAGUAGGUGACCAGAGUGAAUCGAUCGACGCGAGCGUGAGCGAAACGGCAGAUGAGAACACGCCUCGUGCGUUCAAUGAACCGUUAGCGCCAUCGAGUGAUCUGUGUGAAGAGUUGGUUCGCAUAUCGAGCGAUCACCGUCGGGUGAUCGAACUGCUCACGCGCGCGCAGUUUCCGUCGGCUCUGAGUCCCACAGAUUAUGACGAUUCCUCCAUAGCAUUACAACCCGCAUCAAGCGUUCAAUUCGAGUGCGACGCUGGCAAAACUUUAGACGAACCUAGGAAUAUUGUGGAUGUUUUCCUCUUCGGCGGCGGCGAAGUCGAUACGUUGGAGAUUCGUCUGUACGAAUUACACCCUGUCGUCGAUAAGUUUAUCGCCGUGACGUCGAACGUCACGCACAAAGGCGAAGCCACUUUUGACGCGCUUGAAUCAUUAUUACAGACGGCGAGGUUUGAAUCGAUUCGCGACAAGGUGGAAAUUUUCAAACACGCGCAAGCCGGCGCCGCGGCGCCGAACGGGGUCAAUUUCCAAUUCGAAGCAGAGAAAGAGAGCGCCAUAGCGCGGGAACUCGCCAAACGCUACGACGAGAAAACGCUCGUUAUUUUUGGUCACGUGGACGAGAUACCGGCGAGGGAAGACGUUUGGAAAGCAGCGCGCUGCGAAACGGCGUUGCCGGGUAAUUUCGGCAUUUGGUUUCCGUACGGAAACCUAAAUUUCGCAUUUCGAUCCGACUUUCCGGCGCGUAACAUGCCGUGGACGCUCGGUGAUCCCGGUGUGACCGUAGCGAAUCGCCUCGACCAAAUGCUCCUUCCUCGAGGGCGCAUGGAACACGUUCUCGGUCGAGGAUUCCACGCGACGAAUUAUUGUUUCCCGCCUCAGUAUAUCCUAAAAAUGAUGACGGCGACGGAAUACGGUGGAUUCGAUGACUUCAUAGGAAACAUUAAGAGCGGUACAAAUAAGACUUGUGAACAAACGAUGCAAGAAUUGCGAUUGUUUUGUUUGAACGAUCCAGUACGCGCGUAUGGCGCGCGCAUGAGAAGGGUCGACGAGCUCGUCAAAGCCGGUGAGAACGCCGAGCAAUUUUACACGCCCUUGGCGUUGCGCUUAUCGAAUAUGACGAGAUACCCUUCCUGGGAUCCAACAGGGCAAGCGAUAGAUCAACGCGCAACGAUACUACCAGGAGAGCGUUAG